AAUAGCUGUCUGGGGAUGCCGCAGGGGGAGGGUUCUCACGCCGCACGGGGCGGAGCCCCGGGACUUGGGGCGGGACCUAGAACAGAGACCGGUGGGACUUCUGAGCCGGUACCUGUGGAAGGCGGGACUCUGGGUCUGGGGGCGGAACUAGGGCUGGUGAGGGGCGGAGUCUGGACCUUGAAGGAGGGGCUGGAACAGGCGGAAGGCGGAGCCUCGGGUUUGGAAACAGAAGGGGUACAGGACCAGGUGCUGGGGGCGGGGCUUCAGUUGGUAUUCCAUGCCCUUCCUGCCCUUCCGGUCGAUUGGUCGGUCGGGGUCUGUUCCCGCAGAGACAUGAGACUCAGCUGGGUCCUGACAGUACUGUCCAUCUGCCUGAGUGCCCUGGCCACAGCUGCGGGGGCCGAGGGCAAACGGAAACUGCAGAUCGGGGUCAAGAAGCGGGUAGACCACUGUCCCAUCAAAUCGCGGAAGGGGGACGUCCUGCACAUGCACUACACGGGGAAGCUGGAAGAUGGGACGGAGUUUGACAGCAGUCUGCCCCAGAACCAGCCCUUUGUCUUCUCCCUGGGCACAGGCCAGGUCAUCAAGGGCUGGGACCAGGGGCUGCUGGGGAUGUGUGAGGGGGAAAAGCGGAAGCUGGUGAUUCCAUCAGAGCUGGGGUAUGGAGAGCGGGGAGCUCCCCCGAAGAUCCCAGGUGGUGCAACCCUAGUGUUCGAAGUGGAGCUGCUCAAAAUUGAGCGACGUUCCGAACUGUAGCCAAGCUGGGGAGGGCCAGUGGAGACGCCCCCAUCAGGGACCAGACUGUUUCAAAACAAAACAAAAAAAAGCCCUUAAAGCUCA
Molecule: messenger RNA, 840 nt
Organism: Artibeus jamaicensis (Jamaican fruit-eating bat)
Lineage: Eukaryota; Metazoa; Chordata; Mammalia; Chiroptera; Phyllostomidae
Product: peptidyl-prolyl cis-trans isomerase FKBP2
Exons: 6
Coding region: 16-756 (246 amino acids)
Biological process (GO): protein peptidyl-prolyl isomerization
Molecular function (GO): peptidyl-prolyl cis-trans isomerase activity
Source: RefSeq, a predicted model, not a curated record